GUUUUCUGAAUGCGUCAGAGACGCGGUUCGAGUCGGAGAUCGGGCCAGUUUACAGUUGAAGGAAUGAGGUGAUUUCGGAGGAAUAUGGAGUCAUCGGCCGUGUUGCGCGAUCGAGGGUGACCGUUGAGUGGCUGCUUCUCCGCAAAUCUCGCCGAGAUGACAAAUGCGACGACGACGGGGGUUGAUCACUAAUCGUCUCGUGUUUUGUCAGUUCCUGAGGAUAUCCUAUUGAUACGGAGAUUAUUUAAAAGGAUAGCUGUGCCCUGUGGAAGGUAACAGGUUCUCAUCGAGUGCAUCUAUCUGCGGUGUUCUGCACCUUUACUUCUUGAAUUGGACCUUCCAGCCAUCUCAACUACUCGGCAUACCAAGUACAUCAUAUCCACAACUAUAAUAGACAAUAUGUCGACUACGACCACCACUUCCACCAUAACUGCUACCGCUGCAGAAACAACAUCAAGCUAUGUUCCCCGGGGCCCAACAACCGCCGAACUCACCUUCUACGCCCCUCCGGCAGACAACUCCGCACCGUUCAACUACGUCGAAUCACCACCCCCAGGCCAACCACAACGCAACUACGGCGACGACACCAAAGUCGUGAGCCUAAAUGACAUCCGUGGCACCGAAAACGCCUUCAACCUAGACAAAGACUCCUUCCAGGCCUUCCAAGACGUCCCCUCAGCCACAACAUACUCAACCUUCGACUCGGAAACUUCCAUCCGCGAGAUCUACUACCCAGAAGUCGAAGCCCUCCUGUUACAACACAUUCCCAAUGCCCACAAAGUAAUCCUCUUCGACCACACAAUCCGCCGCGCUAAAGCCGGUUCUCCCCGUCAGCCCGUCAACCGCGUGCACGUCGAUCAAACCGCCGCCGCGGCCCUGGCCCGCGUAAACCUACACAUCACCGAUGAGGCCGAAGCAAAAGCCCUAGCAGAAGGUCGUUACCGCAUCGUCAACGUCUGGCGUCCGCUUAGUGCGGAACCGGUGCAAUCGUCGCCGUUGGCGUUUGCGUCUGCCGAGUCGGUCGAGGAGGCUGAUUUGGUUGCUGUUCAGCAUCGGUAUCCGAAUCGGACUGGGGAGACGAUGGGUGUGAAGUAUAAUCCCGGUCAGAAGUGGUUUUAUUGGUCUGGGAUGACUGGGUCGGAGAGGUUGUUGCUCAAGUGUUCGGAUUCGAAGGGGUUCAGGGACGGCGAUGUUGCGCAGUGGGUGCCUCAUACGGCGUUUACGGAUGCAAGGACGCCUGAGGGCGCGAGGCCGAGGGAGAGUAUUGAGGUUAGGGCUUUGGUUUUUGGUUGAUAUGGAGGUUAUACUUGGGUUUUGUUGGAUUGUUUAAACUUGAUUCAUAAUAUGCUGCUAGCUCCAGGGGAAGAGAUAAACGAAUAUCAUAAAUAAUGACAUGUUAGAGAAACGAUAAUUUGAUUUGAUGAUUGCAAG
Penicillium brasilianum is the source of this 1431-nucleotide messenger RNA. The record is from the annotation of a GenBank genome assembly. NCBI's taxonomy places the organism in Eukaryota, Fungi, Ascomycota, Eurotiomycetes, Eurotiales, Aspergillaceae.